AUGACUACAAUUAAAAAGAAACAAAAUUCUAGUAAACGUUCCUUAAAAGAAUCAAAGGAUUCUAAGAAAAUUAAAAAGGCAAGAAUUUCUAUUGAAUCUUCUGAUGAUGAUUUAGAUUUCAUUUCUGACGAAGAACACGCCAAUGACAAAGAUGUCAGUGAACAAGAAGAAGAAGUAAAUGAUGCAAAGAGUGAUGAGGAAAGUGAAGAUCAAAACGAUGAAGACAGUGGUGAAGAAAGCAAUGAAGAUACCCCAACUUCCAACGAUGAUUCUAAUGACAAUCAUACUGAACAAAGAAAAUUAUUAAAAGAAAGAAAAUUACAAAGAAAAUCUGGUAUUCAAGUUCAACAAAUCAAGCAAUUAUGGGAAAAAUUACGUGUGAAAUCACCACCUAUUCCAAAAGAAAUCCGUAACAAACUAUGUGGUGAAAUUUGGGAAUUAUCAAAGGAUUGUAUUAAAGAUUUGAUUAUGAAGCAUGAUUCUUCGAGAGUUGUUCAAACAUUAGUCAAAUACUGUGAUAAAGAACGUCGUGAACAAAUUGUUCAAUCAUUAAAGGGUAAUUAUUACGUAUUGGCCACAAGUGCAUAUGGUAAAUAUUUAUUAGUCAAAUUAUUACAUUAUGGGACUAAAGAUUCUAGACAAAUAAUUAUUGAUGAAUUACAUGGUUCAUUAAGAAAAUUGAUGAGACAUCGUGAAGGUGCAUACGUGGUUGAAGAUUUAUUUGUUCUUUAUGCUAGUCAUGAACAAAAACAACAAAUGAUUAAAGAAUUUUGGGGGGCUGAAUAUGCAGUAUUUAAGGAUUCCUAUAAGAAUGAAGAUAUCAAACAAGUUUGUAAGAAUACCGAAAAACGAGAUAUUAUUGCUAAGAAUUUGAUUGGUACUAUUAGUGCAUCAAUUAACAAAGGCUCUACUGGGUUUCAAAUAUUACAUGCUGCUAUGAGAGAAUAUAUCAAAAUUAUGAAUGAUGAAGAAUGUAGUGAGAUGAUUGAAUUAUUACAUGAACAAAUUGCAGAAUUAGUUCACACACCUGAAGGUUGUGAAGUUGCAUGUGUAUUAAUAGCUCGUGGGAAUGCUAAGGAAAGAAAAUCUAUUAUUCGUGGACUAAAAGCUCAUGGUUCUAAAUUAAUGCAAAAUGAAUACGGUAAUUUGAUCUUAAUUACAUUAUUUAUGACCGUUGAUGAUACUGUCUUGAUGUUUAAAACAUUUGGACCUGUCUUGAAGGAAAAUUUCGUAGAGAUCAUCUGUGAUAAAUAUGGUAGAAGACCAUUCCUUUAUCUAUUAAAAGAAUUGAAUGGGAAAUAUUUUUAUCCUCAAAUUAAAAAGGAUUUACUUAAAUAUAAAGAAAUGAGUCAAUCUAAGAAAGAUGAUAAACAAAGACGAUUAGAAUUACUAGAUAAAUUUGGUUCAUUGAUUCUAAGUCAAUUGAAUAAGAAUUUUGAAGACAUUAUUGAAAAUAAUUUAGGUAUUCAAAUGAUUCAAGAAGUUUUACAAUGUGAAAGAAUAUAUGAAGAAGAUAAGAUCGCUACAUUAAUUGAAAAGAUAAUCAAGACUGGCAUGAAAGAUGAUUCUAUGUAUUGUAGAUUAUUAAAGAGUUUAAUACAAGGUGGUUGUUGGAAUAAUCAAUUAAAACAAUUAGAACCAUUCAAGAAGAUUGAAAACCUUGUUGGUGUUGAAUUUGGUGUUAAAUUAUUCAAUGAAGUUAUUGAAGGUAAUAUUUUAGAAUGGAUUGAAAAUGAAGAUUGUUCAUUCUGUAUUGUAUCAUUAUAUGAAACUUUACAUGGCAAAAAAGAAGGUGAAGGAUUUGAAAAAGAAUUAAAAGAAGUUGAUUUACAAAAUGUAGAGAGUAAAGGUGGUAAGUUGUUGUUAAAGUUGAUGAACAACUAA
This is a messenger RNA of Henningerozyma blattae CBS 6284, 1884 nucleotides long. RefSeq names its product Puf6p (gene PUF6). Bases 1 to 1884 code for a protein of 627 amino acids. Lineage: Eukaryota; Fungi; Ascomycota; Saccharomycetes; Saccharomycetales; Saccharomycetaceae. The transcript has a single exon. Gene Ontology annotation, molecular function: mRNA binding. Gene Ontology annotation, cellular component: nucleolus. Gene Ontology annotation, biological process: regulation of translation. The record is from RefSeq and is a predicted model, not a curated record.